Suillus fuscotomentosus is the source of this 696-nucleotide messenger RNA. RefSeq lists its product as uncharacterized. NCBI's taxonomy places the organism in Eukaryota, Fungi, Basidiomycota, Agaricomycetes, Boletales, Suillaceae. The transcript is spliced from 3 exons. Bases 1 to 696 code for a protein of 231 amino acids. The record is from RefSeq and is a predicted model, not a curated record.
AUGUCUGAAGACUGCUGUGCUCUUAAUGCUGACAGCUCCCUCAAGGAUGCUUCCGAUAUCACCUUCUUCAAUGAUCCUGACGACGAAGUACCAUUGCCCCAGGUCCCACCUUCCGCCCAGCCAUCAUCUUCAACUACAUCCACAAAAGAUGCCUUUUCCGUUCUGCUCAAGGCUGGACACACCCCAGCAACAGUCACAGCUGGUUCUUGGCGCUCUGGCCAGCCCUCAAAACCAUCAGCUUGUAUUCAUGAUGCUGACAAUGCCUGUGGGCUGUCUUCGUUUUUGGGCACAAGGAAGCGUGCUUUAUCAAGCGCUACGGACCAUCCAGCACCUAAGAAAGUUGCAGUCGCCAUGCGAAUCCUAUCUCCUCUUGACUCUGAAGAUGAAGAUAUACCUUCUAUGCCUGAUCUAGGAGAGUCAUCUGCUGAUGAGCUGAUCCCCCAACCAGAGGACGACGAUGAAGCCGAUGAAACUAAGUCCGAGAAUGGGGGCGCCACUUUGACUCUUUCAAAAAGCGAACGUAUGGUGGACAUUAGGACUAUAUUUACCCACUUACCUGAUGGGUGGGUCUGUACCUUGUGCAAGGAUGCUGGUGAACCAGUACAGAAUCACACAUUUCGCGGAGGCACUUCGACACUGCGCACACACAUUGUCCAUCACAAAAAGUCCCAUUUUCAAGUCUACAAGGAGCGUUGA